CCACCUCUGACAGCUUCUAGAAGAUAGUUUGUGUUUCUACACUUGUUGGGAUUUAUAUAUGCUCAUCCUCUACUUCUAUAUAACUAGAAAUGUCUCUAUUAAAGCCACCUGAUUUUGGACCAAGAGUAAAGAGGCUGGCGUAGUGAGACACAACUGAAUGUGUUAGCAUCAUAAUGUAGAGUGUAGAGCUAUUGUCUCUGCCAGCAGCAUUGGAUGAGGCUUUGGUUACCUUACACCAGUAGACUUUGCUUGUUUUUCACAUUCUGAGGCUGUGAGUGGGAAGUAUGGAUAUCUCCCGGGGCCAAUUCAGCACCUCUACCUGGCCAUCCUAACAAGGUGAUUUGUGAAAGGGUGAGACUUCAGAGCCUGUUCCCUCUCCUCCCAAGUGAUCAGAACACUACCGUUCAAGAGGAUGCUCACUUCAAAGCUUUCUUCCAGAGUGAAGAUAGUCCAAGUCCCAAGAGACAGCGCCUCUCUCAUUCAGUCUUUGAUUAUACAUCAGCAUCACCAGCUCCCUCACCACCAAUGCGACCAUGGGAGAUGACAUCAAAUAGGCAGCCCCCUUCAGUUCGACCAAGCCAACAUCACUUCUCAGGGGAACGAUGCAACACACCUGCACGCAACAGAAGAAGUCCUCCUGUCAGGCGCCAGAGAGGAAGAAGAGAUCGCCUAUCUCGACAUAAUUCCAUUAGUCAAGAUGAAAACUAUCACCAUCUCCCUUAUGCACAGCAGCAAGCAAUAGAGGAACCUCGAGCCUUCCACCCUCCGAAUGUAUCUCCCCGUCUGUUACAUCCUGCCGCUCAUCCACCCCAACAGAAUGCAGUAAUGGUUGAUAUACAUGAUCAGCUCCAUCAAGGAACCGUCCCUGUUUCCUAUACAGUAACAACAGUGGCACCACACGGAAUUCCCCUCUGCACAGGCCAGCACAUCCCUGCUUGCAGUACGCAACAGGUCCCAGGAUGCUCUGUGGUUUUCAGUGGACAGCACCUCCCUGUCUGUAGUGUGCCUCCUCCAAUGCUUCAGGCAUGUUCAGUUCAGCACUUACCAGUACCAUAUGCUGCGUUCCCACCCCUUAUUUCUAGUGAUCCAUUUCUUAUACAUCCUCCUCACCUUUCUCCCCAUCAUCCUCCUCAUUUGCCACCACCAGGCCAGUUUGUCCCCUUCCAGACACAGCAGUCACGAUCGCCUCUGCAGAGGAUAGAAAACGAAGUGGAACUCUUAGGAGAACAUCUUCCAGUUGGAGGUUUUACAUACCCUGCAUCAGCUCAUCCCCCAACCUUACCUCCAUCAGCUCCUUUGCAAUUCUUGACACAUGACCCUUUGCAUCAAGAGGUGUCCUUUGGAGUACCUUACCCUCCAUUUAUGCCUCGGAGGCUCACUGGACGCAGCAGAUAUCAUCGAUCCCAGCAGCCAAUACCACCACCCCCUUACCACCCCAGCUUGCUGCCAUACGUAUUAUCAAUGCUUCCAGUGCCACCUGCCGUGGGUCCAACUUUCAGCUUUGAAUUGGAUGUGGAAGAUGGAGAGGUAGAAAAUUACGAGGCCCUGUUAAAUCUGGCAGAGCGUCUGGGAGAGGCAAAGCCUCGAGGACUGACAAAAGCUGACAUUGAACAACUUCCUUCUUACAGGUUCAAUCCUAACAACCACCAGUCAGAACAGACCUUGUGUGUAGUGUGCAUGUGUGAUUUUGAGUCAAGGCAGCUACUUAGAGUCUUACCCUGUAACCACGAGUUCCAUGCCAAGUGUGUUGACAAAUGGCUUAAGGCAAACCGUACUUGCCCAAUUUGCCGAGCUGAUGCUUCAGAAGUGCAUCGGGAUUCAGAAUAACCAACCUAAGAGCACAAAUUGAGUUUGGGUGUUCCUCAUCACAUGUAUAUACGGACUAUCCAUUGAACUUACUCUGUGUGGCUUCCAGCCCUCCCUUUACCAAAAGGGUCAAUGGACCUUUCUUUGCACUGUGUGACUUAAUCAACUAUAAAAGCUUACAAUUAGUCUUCACAAUUAUGGGAUUGUUAUACUAACUGUGUGAUUGGAACUCCAAAGACUUUUUCUUUAGCUUAAUUUUGUGUGUGCACUAACAUUCCCUGGUUUUUGUGUGAUCGUUCGAGUGUUGCUGCAAGAUUACAGUGGACAUGAUCUUUUAGCAUGUGCUUUUAUAAAAAGUGGUAGCUCCAGAUGAUAUAGCAAUCUACCUUAUAUAGAGCCUUCAGAAACUGUGAGUGGAAAUGAAUGCAGUAUGACUGCUGGUGAUAAAUGUAUCUGUGUGCGUGAGAGAGUGUGUGCAACUACCUGUGUGAGGGCAUGGUAGCUAACGUGUGUAUGAGAUCCUAUAUACCAGCAUGUACCAAGAAUGUGUGUGUAGUUUUAAUUAUGCUGCAAUGUAUAAUCUGGUGUGUUAUUUAAACAGCACUAGUACUGUACACUGGUUUCUCCCUUGUGUUUGCUGUUGCACACUGAUUGCUAAGGGUGCAUCCAUUCUAAGCAUUGAGUCCUCCGUUCCCUUCCUUCUCAGUGAAUGGAAUGAGGGAAGCCUUCUUCCUUUGCUUCAGGCAGCUGUCACCUUCUCUUUGGUGGUCCUAGGUGGGUCACUUGAGGAAAAAAAAGUGUAACAGAUUCUCACUCCAUGAACCUAAUUUUUUCAUUCUGUUGUGAAAAAGAAAUUUUUAAGCCUGCAACUUGCUGUUUCCAAAAAGAAGGUGCAAUAUCAUACAUCAUCAGUUAGCAAUAUUAGCAUUUCAAUCAGUGAUUUGAAUGUUGAUGCUUUCUUGUUAUUCUUUUACAUUUCCAGUAAGCUUCUUACAGAAAGUACCUGCAGUUUUUUCUUUUUAAUGUUUAGAUUUGUAGUCUAUUCUGAAGAUAUUUGAGUAAUAUAUUUCUAAGAAUCCCACUGGUCUCAUGAAGUCUCUCCUUGACUUCCACCAGAACACAGUCUUACUGAGCGUGACUUCUGGUGCGUUCAACUCAUAGGCAGCCCAGUUUUAACUCUUCGUAUUCAUUCUCCUGUCAAGCUGCUGUUCUGAGCAUCGUGCAGUUGCUCUUCUCAUCAAAACCUCGUUUCACAGCGGGUCAAGCGCUGUGACAGCACCUGUUCCUUGCACCUGAGGCUUUGAAGUUUUACUUCUUUUCCUUUUUUGUUUGAAUGAGAAAAGUUUAAUGCAACAGGUGUUCAGAAUACUUGCAGUAUAAAUGAAGAUUUGAUUUUUGUUUUAAAAAAUAAUGCCGUCAAAACAGGAAUUGACCUUCAUUUAGCCAUUCGAAGUAUGACUAAUACAUAGCUGUAUGGGAUUUUUUUUAAAAUAGGUUCAUUGAGCAUAAUUCAGGUUGUUUAAGUCAUUUUUCCAAUAACAUUUCAAUUCCUUUCUUACUGUAAUGCAUCCAACACUGUCUGCCCCUCCCGCAGUUGAGCUCAUUGCUGUGUCGCAGGAGCACACGCUGCAGUUCCAGCGGAACUGCCGGGCUUCCGCUCACAGUGUUAGCUACUUGGUCCUGCCAUGCUGCGUGCCCCUCCCUUGAAGUCUUUUUAAGCUCAUCACAGCCUAGAGUUGAGCAGAGUCAAUUCACACAGAAGCACAAGUUCGCCCUUUUCCAGACACCGUUGCCUCUAUCUAGUCAUACAAAUAGGAUUUUUAAUGCUGUUUGCCCCUAGAUUUGUCACGGCACCUAAACAGCGGCAAUACACACCUGUUACUUUUGAGUCAUUAGGAUAAUCUCCCACCUGUUCCUGAUGAAUAGAAAACUGGUAAAGACCAAAAUUAUUGAUAUAAUAAUCAACUACAUACCAAUCACGUAUAGUUUAACCUUUAUUUUUUUUAAUUAAAAAAUCAUGUUUAAAAAGGCAAAAGCCCAACUUAUAUGUAGACUUUUAUAUAGUUGCAAAAAAUUUAUAUCUGUACAGAUCUAACAUAACACUACUACACUCAGUAUUCAUUUUAUUGAAGCAUGCAAAUAAAGCACUUUUUCUAAUUUAUAUAGAGAUACCUGAUUAACAAGGCACAUUGUACUAAUGACUAGGAAAGUAGCUGUUCCUCCCCCCCUCGGACUAUGAUUCCUGUCACGUCCUUUUUGCAGUAAAUGUUCAAGAGGCAGUUGGCAGUUUAGGAGGCAGCAGGGUCUGUGUUGGUAGAAAUCCUGAGUUGAAUCUCUCGGGAUGUCUUUCCUUUGCAUGGGGCUCUUGGGGGUGCAGACUUUUCUGGCAGGCAGUUAGUGCAUUGUUGAACCAGCUCAGACCAGCCAGUGAGCAACUUUGUAGCUAACAAAAGAGAAACAACAGUUGCCCAGUUGUUGCCAUCUUGGGUGAUGCCCCAGAUAGCAGACAGGGUUGCCUUGGUCCUCUUUCCUCCUAAAACAAAUACUGAGGUCGCCAUCUUAACUCAGCUGUGGGUUUUUUUGGUUGGGAUGACUUUUUUUUUUUUUUU
Messenger RNA from Oryctolagus cuniculus (rabbit), 4415 nucleotides. NCBI's taxonomy places the organism in Eukaryota, Metazoa, Chordata, Mammalia, Lagomorpha, Leporidae. The record is from RefSeq and is a predicted model, not a curated record.